Molecule: messenger RNA, 584 nt
Organism: Drosophila novamexicana
Lineage: Eukaryota; Metazoa; Arthropoda; Insecta; Diptera; Drosophilidae
Product: transmembrane protein 256 homolog
Exons: 3
Coding region: 89-493 (134 amino acids)
Source: RefSeq, a predicted model, not a curated record
UUCUCCGCGGUCAGCAGUUGUCCCAGCAGCACCAAUUUUGCGUGCGAUAGGACUGCGUCCCAAGAAUAUACCUGUGAACGAUACCCAGAUGGGAGUGCCAAUGCAGGUCCAACCUUUAAAUGUCUCGAUGCACGGCAUUGUCGGCAGUCACUAUAAUUUUGUGCGUAUUGCCGGCUUGGGCGGUGCAUCGGCCAUUUUCAUGGGCGCCUAUUGUAAGUACUUUCUGAAGGAUGUCCAUGAUCCCAAGGAGCAGCUGGAGUCUCAGGCUUUUGCUGAUGUUGCCAAUCGCAUACAUUUUCUACAUUCAUUUGCACUCAUGUGCAUGCCUCUGGCACAUUAUCCAAUCUUUACUGGCGUUUUGAUGACUAUGGGCACCGUACUCUUUUCAGGCUGCAUGUAUUAUCGUGCUCUGACUGGGGAGAAGCGACUGCAGCAUUAUGCCACGAUUGGGGGCUUCUGUUUGAUUGGCGCCUGGCUGUCGCUGGUGGUCUAGAUUUGAUAUAUACGCACAUGAUAUGAUAGUUAAUAGAAAUACAAUGGCACACAGUUAUCUACAUAUAUAUAUAAAAUCAACUAAAGCUAAA